Xenopus laevis (African clawed frog) is the source of this 2887-nucleotide messenger RNA. It is a transcript of the gene tent5c.L, whose product is annotated as terminal nucleotidyltransferase 5C. Lineage: Eukaryota; Metazoa; Chordata; Amphibia; Anura; Pipidae. The record is from RefSeq and is a predicted model, not a curated record. The transcript is spliced from 2 exons. Bases 307 to 1485 code for a protein of 392 amino acids. Gene Ontology annotation, cellular component: centrosome; nucleus. Gene Ontology annotation, biological process: mRNA stabilization. Gene Ontology annotation, molecular function: poly(A) RNA polymerase activity; RNA binding.
CAGAAUUAACUUGUGUCAGGUAAUCAUUUAUCCCAACAGGUCAGUUCAUAGACAGAUACUUAUUGGGGCUUGUCAGACACAGGGGCGGCGGGACAAUGUGAGAGAAAUGGAGAAAAGACGGGCGGAGGGAUCUGCAGACGGCGAGACUACCGGCGAGUAUAUAAGGCGGAGGCGGGGCCGGCUGGAAGUCAGUCAGUCAUCGGAGAGAGAAGCUGCAGCUCAGAAAAGAGAACGUCAGCCUUUCAGUUCACUCACCGCUCACUCUGACCCGCUACCCCAGGUAUCUAAAAGUGACCGACUCUUGCGAUGGCAGAUCAAGGCAACAUCUCUGAUGGUUCCUCCAAAUCCCGCAGUGUCCUGACAUGGGAACAAGUCAACCGUCUAAACAGCUUCCUCAACGAGGUGGUUCCGAUCCACGGACGUGGGAACUUCCCUACACUAAAGAUCACCCUGAAGGACAUUGUGCAGAAAGUGCGCAGCCGCCUGGAGGAGGCCGGUAUCAAAGUCCGUGAUGUUCGACUCAACGGCUCUGCCGCAAGUCACGUCCUGGUCAAAGAUAACGGACUGGGGUACAAAGACUUGGAUCUCAUCUUUGGGGUCUCCUUGUCCUCCGAGGCAGAGUUCCAGCUCGUCAAGGAUGUGGUUAUAGGUUUGCUCUUGACCUUUCUACCAGAAGGGGUCAACAAGGAGAAAAUCAGCCCAUUGACCCUCAAGGAGGCCUAUGUACAAAAGCUGGUGAAGGUCUUUACUGACACCGACCGCUGGAGCCUCAUUUCCCUCUCCAAUAAGGACGGCAGGAACAUCGAGCUCAAGUUUGUCAACUCCAUCCGCCGGCAGUUUGAGUUCAGCGUGGACUCCUUCCAGAUCAUUCUGGACUCGCUGCUCUUUUAUCACGACUGCUCAGAGAACCCCAUGUCUGAGCACUUCCACCCCACUGUCAUCGGAGAGAGCAUGUACGGAGACUUUGAGGCUGCCUUCCACCAUCUGAGCAAUAAGCUCAUUGCCACCAAGAACCCGGAGGAGAUCCGAGGCGGGGGGUUAAUGAAGUACAGCAACUUGCUGGUCCGGGACUUCAAACCGACAGACAAAGAGCUGAUCAAGUCCCUCGAGCGAUACAUGUGCUCGCGCUUCUUCAUCGACUUCUCCGACAUAUUCGAGCAGCAGCGCAAGCUGGAGUCCUACCUCCAGAACCACUUCAUGGGCGAGGAGAAGAGCAAGUAUGACUACCUCAUGAUCCUGAGACGGGUGGUGAACGAGAGCACAGUCUGCCUCAUGGGCCACGAACGCAGGCAGACCCUCAACCUCAUCUCUCUGCUUGCCCUGCGGGUGUUGGCCGAGCAGAACAUUAUCCCAAAUGCCACCAAUGUGACCUGCUAUUACCAGCCUGCCCCCUAUAUCAGCGACGCCAACUUCAGCAACUACUACGUUGCCAACACAGCCGUGCCCUACAGUCAGUCCUACCCCACCUGGCUACCCUGUAGCUAAGCCACGCCUCCCUCAGGACUCCAUGUUGAACUGCUGUGGCUUUUGUUUUUUUUGGUUGCCCCUCUAACUGCCAUUUCUAACUGACCUAUGGGCACAGCUGGCUGUAGUACCACUCACGCUGGGCAGUGCCACCCACACUCAGGAUGGGGUAAAGCCAUUCAUGGAAAGCUGGUCUGUCCAUUCCAGCCUUAUAUGGAGGGGGGGGGUGUUCCACCAGUGUGUGGCCCUCUAUGUUCAACUGGAACUCUCAAAUGAAGGGAGCUGCAAUGUAGCUAGAGGGCCACACACCGGAUUAACCAUUUACUGGCUGAAUUGCCCCUUUCCCCCACCAACUUCAGCGGGUUAGGGUUUUGCUAAACGUUCUCUAAGGGGUAAAGGGCUUGAAAAGAAAAAAAAAAAACAUAAAAGUGGGGUAAAAAAAAAAGACUAAAAUGUGAAUUUAUUUAUUGUACGGAAAACAGAAAAAUGGGAUAAAAACAAAAAGAUUGAAAAAAAAAAUGUAUUCUAAGAGUGUGACUUGUGGUGGUUGGGGGAGGAGUCUCCCGAGUGGGAGGAGUUUCUAUGGAGCGGAUAGAUUUGAGUUCGAAGAGUUUAUGUUGUAGUUAUGAAUGGUGAGUGGGGUCGGUGGCCUGGUGCCGGCACUAGUCUUUAUAUAAUGGUACAAUUACGGACAAUCUAUGGGUGAGGCUAAUGACCCCCACCUCCUUUUUUUUUUUUCUUUUUUCUUUGGAUUUGCAGCCACAUCAUGGGCUCCAGGAGGGCUCCGGCCUGUCGUUUAUAUUUAUGCCUUACCCUUUAACCUACCAGCUCUGUGCCAAUAACUGCCCCUACAGGGGGUUCUUUCUUUAAAACUGAACAGAAGGCGCUGUUAAUUAACCCAGUGCCUUAUUUCUAUGCCCCUCCCCCUCCUCAAAUGGGGGUGCUGUAAGGCUUUACCAAAAAUAAGUCGGUCCAAAUCCCGACUGCGCCUCAGACAUUCCCUGGUCAAGCAGCGUUACUCAAUACCUUUCCCAUGAGGCUCUAUGAACACGGGCUGUGCCCCUGGUACAACUGUAGCGCCUUCUAAUGGCGGUUGUGGCUGUUGGGAGUUGUAGUUUCCACAACUGGAGAGCAGCCGAUUGUGCCACAGGGGCACCUGAAUGGUCUUUAACCUUAAACUGUCAUCCAGCUGUGAAACUGCCGCCCCCUACAGGUCGAGCUUGGUCCCUAUGUUAAUAGCCAAAUGGGCUCAAAGGUCUGUGUUGCCACUGAUAUGGGGGUCACAUGCUCUUGCCCCUGGGGUGCUCCUUACAGCGGGGCCCAUACAAUUAAUCUCUGUAUCACUGUUGUGUAACUGGGGUUUAUGUGCUCGGGGCCCCGUGCCCUUCUGUAUAAAACAAAAUAAAUUUCAUGACAAAUCCAA